ACAUUAGAUUUCUCUCCAGGAAACCGCGUGUCCUGAUAUCUGCCAGUGUAAAGACUUCACUCGGAUCCUGCCUUAGUUUCACCACCCCCCCGCCAUUCCAGAAACAAUAUUAUUUACCACGUCCAUUUUCUUGUCCCCUUCCAGCUUUCCCCCCUUUUUUUAAAAAAAGAAUUGUUGUUUGCGCUUGAUUUUAUGCGUCUGCUUUUUUUUUAUACAUCAGCCAGGACUCCGGGUGGAACGAGAGAGAAGGGGGGAAAAAAGUAUCCGACAUUACUGACAGAUUUACGAGCCAAUUGCGAACCAUCGCCUGAAGGCUACAUGAUUUGAUCCCGACAGAGAAGUGCUUGUUUGAAUUAGCCCAUCGGAACAAAGGGAUCCGGGGAUGUACAACAUUGUAUUGCACUGUGUUUGAUCGCGGCUGGUUCCCCCCUUCCCCCGCCCCUCUAAAUCUAUAUUAUUUGGGGUGUUUCGUAAUUUCUGAAGAUCGACAGCAACCUGGAGAAUUUGCUACAGCAGCAACGUGAAAGAUGUUUCCUCACAACCGAUCGUCGGUUCCACCACCGGCAACUCCAGCAGCAUCAUCCCAACCUUUAAAGUUCACCUUCCCAGAAACAUUGGAUCGGAUUAAGGAAGAAUUCCAGUUCCUGCAGGCACAGUACCACAGCCUUAAGAUGGAAUGUGAGAAACUGGCCAGUGAAAAGACAGAAAUGCAGCGACAUUAUGUGAUGUACUAUGAAAUGUCAUAUGGCCUCAAUCUUGAGAUGCAUAAACAAACUGAAAUUGCAAAGAGACUGAAUGUGAUCUGUGCCCAGCUCCUUCCUUACUUAUCACAAGAACAUCAGCAACAGGUAAUCCAGACUAUAGAACGUGCCAAGCAGGUGACCAUGGGCGAAUUAAAUGCUGCCAUUGGAGUUCGAGGACUUCCUAUUCUACCACCCCCACACCACUUUCAACCCCAACAGCUGUCACAUCAUGCAUCUCCCUUCCCACUUGCCCUCCACCCGUCAGGCCUGCAGCUUCCUGCCAUGUCAUCCAUUGGUGCCAGCUCAGGUCUUCUGGCACUGUCCAACGCUCUCGCAGCUCAUCCCCCGUUUGCGCUGAAAGAAGACAAGAAUCAUCAAGAUCUGGAGCAUCGACGAGACAGAGACCAAGGCUCAAGCUCUGUACAUUCAUCCAAUGGAGACAAACCAAGGAACUCCACUGAAUACCCCAACCAUCUGAAGAAGAAGAAGACAGAGGAACGCGAUUCAUUGAACGAUUAUGACAGUGAUGAAGACAAGAGUGAUGAUAAUCUUGUGGUUGAUGUUUCUAAUGAGGAACCUUCAUCGCCUCACAGCAGUCCUUCUCAAGCAACACAUGAAAAUGGAUUAGACAAACUGCAUAUGAGAAGGAAGAACCAAGUGAAUAGUCCCAGUUCCUUAGUUUCCACAAGUAGCACUCCUCCUCCUCCGCUAAAGAGUAAAGACACGGCUGUGAAUGAGAAAUCCAGUACGCCUAGUCUGAAGUCGAAUGUAUCAUCAUCACGGGGGGAUUCUGCAACCCCAGGCACUAGUGGGACGUCACAGCUGUGCUCAGCUUCGAGUAAAACAGGGGCUGAUCCCUUAGCCUUAGGGUUAAAAACACCCCUGUCUGUACAGGGUGCUUUCCCUGUUCCAUUCGGAAUGGUCCACACUGCAGUCAAUGGGGGGAUUGCUGGUGCCAAUGCAUAUGCAGGUUUACACUUUGCUUCCCCUCAACUCAAUGGUGGAGCCUCGGCCUCCACAUUUGGACGCUCAUCUGUGGCUGGGUUUGAGCCUCACUCUCACAAACGAGGUCCUGGACUCCCUGGGAGCCUGUCUGCAGCGACAGCAGGAAAACCUGCCUACUCAUUCCACGUUGGAGCAGACAGACAGAUGCAGCCUGUUGCUUUCCCAACUGAUGCGCUCACAGGCCCAGGCAUCCCACGGCACGCUCGACAGAUAAACAACCUUCCCCAUGGAGAGGUGGUGUGCGCUGUGGCCGUCAGUAACUUCACAAAGCACGUGUAUACUGGGGGAAAAGGCUGCGUCAAAGUGUGGGAUAUCAGUCAGCCAGGAAACAGAAGCCCGGUCUCACAGCUGGAUUGUCUGAACAGAGAAAACUAUAUCCGUACCUGCAAGCUCUUCCCUGAUGGCCGUAGUCUGAUUGUGGGUGGCGAAGCCAAUACCAUUUCCAUCUGGGAUCUCGCAGCUCCAAGUCCACGAAUAAAAGCUGAAUUGACUUCAUCGGCCCCUGCUUGCUAUGCACUGGCUAUUAGCCCUGAUGCUAAAGUCUGCUUCUCCUGCUGCAGCGAUGGAAGUAUUUUUGUCUGGGAUCUGCACAAUGAAACACUCAUUCGGCAGUUCCAAGGCCACUCUGAUGGUGUCAGCUGCACUGACAUUUCUAAUGAUGGGACGAAGCUAUGGACUGGAGCAUUGGACAAUACGGUCAGAUGCUGGGACCUGAGAGAGGGUCGUCAAGUGCAUCAGCAUGAUUUUGCCUCACAGAUCUUUGCACUAGGCUGUUGCCCAACCGGGGGCUGGCUAGCUGUUGGCACGGAGAGCAGCAAUGUAGAGGUAUUACAUGUCAACAAACCAGAUAAAUAUCAGCUUCACCUUCACGAAAGUUGUGUUCUAUCACUCAAAUUUGCCUAUUGUGGCAAAUGGUUUGUAAGCACUGGAAAGGACAACCUUCUAAAUGCAUGGAGAGUACCAUAUGGAGCAAGUAUAUUCCAGUCCAAAGAAUCUUCAUCUGUACUAUGCUGUGACAUCUCAGUUGACGACCAAUAUGUUGUUACUGGCUCAGGGGAUAAGAAGGCCACGGUUUAUGAAGUAAUUUACUGAGGAUUCAGAUCUUUAUUGGAAGGGAUGGGAUUUGAGGGGGAGGGAGCCUUUAACCUUGAAGAAGAGACCUCGAACCUGGAAUCAAGUGAACCAUAUUACCCAAGGAUCAUGUCGAAUGGAGUUUUGUCCUCGCAGGAAGAUUAUCAGAUGUGGCCUUGACUUGGUUGUAGAAAUUAACUUUUUGACUUGCUUCAAUGAAAGAGGAUGUAUGAGUAGACCGAAAUGGUGGCUGCUCACCCGAAGAGGAAGGGAUAUUCGAGAUUCCACAGUCCAGCUAACUCCAGAUUUGAUGUUAAUGUUUAGGUAACAUUAAUCGUACAUUUUUUUUCAUUGUUCCUUUUUGUUGCUUGUAUUGUUAAAAUCCACUGCUGGGUUUCACAACUUGAUGGGAAGAAAUCUGAAGCUGCUUGAUUUUGAUUUUUAGACAGAUGUAACUCCUCAACAGUGUACUGCCCCGAGAUCUGAGAAGGUCUUUACAGCAACUGAACAUUGUGUCUGAAGAUUUUUUGCGAUGAGUUGCAUUUUAAAACAUAUUUAUGAGAAAAUAAUUUUUUUUACAGUGUGCUGUUUAUUUUUCGUCAAACAGCGUGAAACACUAAACCUUAAUUUGCUCAUCUUCCUCUUUACUAAUCCCUCUCCCCACAGUUAUAAACUAAUGUUUUUACAUGUAACCUUCCCAUAGGUCACUGUUCAAAUGUGAAUAUAGGAAGUUGCUUGCAUUGAAAAUUUGACUCUUGAUUGUGUUCACUCAUUCAUUGUUCAUGAUUUAUUAUUGAUUUUGCUCCUGCCUACCACGUGGCAUGACUAAUUCUCUGCUGUGCCAAAGCCUGUACUUAUCGCCAUUGUGCAAAAUGAUUGAUUACUGCACAGCCUGACAAUCUUUUGGUUAAGCUGAAGGUGAAUUUUUAUGGUGGCGGGAGGAGAGCGCAGUGAUUGCACUUAGUCAGGUAAACCAUGAAAUGGACUGUUUAUAGAAAUCCAAACCGUCAAGUUUAUUCGUUCACCAAAAAAUGGUUUGUAAAUUUAUGCCCCAUGUUGUCUACCAGCUGAGGAGCGAGUGAACAAACUAUUUACUGAACAGCACAACUGGGAGGAAUCCACAUCAUUUAAAGGAUCAGAAGCCAUUACAGUCCAUCAAUGCCCAAUUGAGAAGCUGAACGUUUCUUCUGUGUUUCCUGAAACUCAAGUUACAGCCAUUGAGUAACAGAAGAUAGUACAGUGCUGUUGCCAAGAUAGAUUGGAUUGUUUAUUCAUUUUCUUUUUAAAGGCUUUUGGAUUUCUUUACUCUUGCAUAAGUUUUUGCAACAGUUGUCCACUUGCUUUGAGACAAUGUGAUGAUCUGUCUGUUGUAGGCAAAACACCCUAUCCAAUUAACAUCUAGGCAAUAGGAUGAUGCUUUUCACUUUUAAUUUGCAAUGUAGCUCUGGCUCAACCAUUCGGUUUGAGAUGGAUUGAUGUGAUAUGUAAUUUUUAAUGUGUUUUUGGCUUCACUUCCAUUUAGUCCCACCCAUGACAUUAAAAGAAAUGAUGACGCUAAUAGCAUGUUUUCUGUUGUUUGGUCUGAGCACCCUGCAACUCACCAUUCUUCAAAAUGCUUACUCCUUUCAGCUGUACAGUUCUACGAGUAAUUUUCCAAUUUUUUUUUUCCCCAAUCUGCUGUGUGAGACUUAUCAAUGUGACUGCAUAAGGCUACCUGACCUGGGAAGAUACCACCUACAUGCAAAGUCCUGUCAUUAACAUCUAAGCCUGCUUUUCAACAGAAGUCAGUGGUAAACAAGAGUAAGAAGCAAGGCCUAACUCUCAAUCUUGUCUGCUUUCCCACUCAGUCCGUCCCUUCCACAUUAGUCCUGAGGCUAAUUGUAGGUCUACAACCAGCUCUGAAAUGAGUUAAUUCAGCACCGAACUGGGUUCUUCCCGGCCUGAAUAGCUCACUGAAAGUCUGAAAGUGCAUUUACCAAACCUGAUUUCAUUGUCUUUUGAAGGUAUUUGGUUGUGUGGGAUAUCUCUGCGAACAUGGGACCUUAUUCUGCUGGUCCUUUCUCAUGAGAUUUCAAAAGAGCUUUUGACAGUGUUGUCAAUACUCUCCCAAUUUCAUUCCGUAACUUUUCCAUUUGCAUUUUUCCAGAUGGACCAAAAGAAAUGGCCUGUAAGCCAUUGAGUUUUUUUUUUAAACAAGCAGAAAGAUGCUUGCUUAGCUUUUGGAGUUUUGACCCUCUGGAGAAAAUAGCCAAGGGUGCAGCUAUUUCCUGAGAAAUGACUACUUUGGGUGUCUUUGCGGUUUCACAAGGUGUGAAAAUCAUGAGAAGGUUAGAUACCUUUCAGAAAAUAUGGGCAAACCUGCUGAAUAGCGUGUGUGGCAAAGCAUAAACUAAGCAACUGAUUUGUUUGGUUUGAUUCAUUUUAGUCUUGAGCUAUCCUGCUAUCAUAAUCUUCUGUAUUUUGUUCUACACUUUUUUUUCCAUUUGUUACUUCUAUUUAUUGAAUAUGUUAUACACCGUUUUUCCUUCUUUCUCUCACUUGUUCCCAUUUUGGCCCAUUCCAAAAUUAGUUGUAGAUGUUCUGGUUCAUGUAUCGGGAAUGGUACACACUCUAUGGCAAAGGAAUAGGAACGUCAAAGUUACUGUGAAGACCAUUCUUUCUUUUUAAUGGAAUCUCCAGCAACGAGUAUGCUGUGGUCAACACCACAUCUGGCCAAUUCAGGUCCAUGGGCAGCUGGCCAGUACAUGGUUUGAGUCAGUCCCUUAUUUUGGCUACCUGCAAUGCUAGAAGGUUGUACACAUUUUAUAUUUUGCCUCCACAGUUGAUUGACUGUACACAUUGGGUGUGCCCUAACUAUCCACUUGUAUAUUCUCUUUGGUAACUGUGCCUCGAACCUUUCUUAGGGAGGAGAUAAAUUGCUAAAUUCUUCUGUGAUACACGUUUCUUUUUUUUUUGUUGCCCAAUAUGGUGAUUUGUAAUGUCCAGAACCCUUCCAUCUUUCAUGCUUUUGCAUCCCAGUUUGGGAUGAAUUUGUAGUUUAUUCCUUUUAAGUUCCCAAUAAACUAUUUUGUAUGUGAUGUCUA
Molecule: messenger RNA, 5902 nt
Organism: Stegostoma tigrinum
Lineage: Eukaryota; Metazoa; Chordata; Chondrichthyes; Orectolobiformes; Stegostomatidae
Product: transducin-like enhancer protein 1
Biological process (GO): negative regulation of canonical Wnt signaling pathway; regulation of DNA-templated transcription
Cellular component (GO): transcription regulator complex; nucleus
Molecular function (GO): transcription corepressor activity; protein binding
Source: RefSeq, a predicted model, not a curated record